AUGCUGAUCAAAGGUGUUGCCCACCAUUCGCAGGAAGUGAGUGUGUCGAUCCUCAAUCGAGCUCAAGCCAUGCUGAUCCAAGUCGUCGCCCGCCAUCCACAGCAUGCUGUGAGUGUGUCGAUCCUGUUCCUUGAGGACUUGAAGAAGGUUGCACCUAAGAAGUUUCACUCCAUGAUGGCAGACAUCUAUGAAUCUGUAGAGGCCUUGAAACAAAAGGGUGGCGAUAAUCAGGCUGAUGAGCAUCGAAAGGUGUUGGUGCUACUGGACCUUGAUGGCAUGGGUGAGGAUUAA
Suillus bovinus is the source of this 291-nucleotide messenger RNA. RefSeq lists its product as uncharacterized. Bases 1 to 291 code for a protein of 96 amino acids. The record is from RefSeq and is a predicted model, not a curated record. The transcript is spliced from 3 exons. NCBI's taxonomy places the organism in Eukaryota, Fungi, Basidiomycota, Agaricomycetes, Boletales, Suillaceae.